AUUUCCUCAUAUUUUGAGAAAUUUCGUGCUAUUAUUUCGCUGUUGCAAGUUCUAGUUGGGAUUCAGCUAAACUUCGCAGCGCCCAUUCUGAGGGUGAUGUUUGCAGUAGAAUGCACAUUUUUACUGUUUUAUGCUUUUUCUCGCCUGUUGGACAUACUAAUCCGACUUAUAAAGGAAGUCGUGAGAGCUGAUGGUCGAUGGUGAACUGAUUGAAGUUGAAGGGCAUACAAAUGCAUUUUGAGGCUAUGCGAUGUAAAUUUGUAGAGAAUGCUGAGAUUUCUGCUACAGAGAGCUGGAGAAACAUUUCCUGCUGAGACAGAAAGGACGAACUGUACAAAUUCAGAGAAGGUUUUAGUGGGUCCAUAUGGUGAGACAUACCCAGCAGGUCUUGAUGCAAACCAGGCUGUGAAUAUAAAAGCUGAGGUAGUCUCAGAUGCAGAAGAGGAAGCAGAUCCUGUGCAAAUAAGAGUUCAGGAGAUAAAGGCUGAACCUGAGAAAUGUACAAAUUCGGAGAAUGCUUUAGUAGGCCUGUAUCGUGAGACAUACCCAACACCUCAUGAUGCAGAUCAGGCCAUGAAUGUAAAAGCUGAGGCAGUCUCAGAUGCAGAAGAGGAAGAGGAUCCUGUCCCAAUAACAUUUCCAGAAAUAAAGGCCGAACCUGAGGUGAGCUGUAUGUGCAUUGUUAAGCAGAUGACACAGAUGUGGAGAAAUGCCGCUUAUCCUUCUGAUAUCUAUCUCUGUUAACAUGAAACAACUCCACUGCGCUGUUGACUAGAUUUUGAAGGGUUUUUUCCUGAAAUGUUCUAGGCAACUGUAGUACAGUAUUAUAAUUAAGCAUCCUGUUACACUCUACACAAUGUAUGACACAAACUCCGUCCUAAG
This is a messenger RNA of Cryptotermes secundus, 882 nucleotides long. RefSeq lists its product as uncharacterized. The record is from RefSeq and is a predicted model, not a curated record. The transcript is spliced from 4 exons. NCBI's taxonomy places the organism in Eukaryota, Metazoa, Arthropoda, Insecta, Blattodea, Kalotermitidae. Bases 268 to 744 code for a protein of 158 amino acids.